AUGACUGCAGCAGCAACAACCGCACCGCAGCAACAACCGGAACUGGGGCCACGACUGCAGCAGCAACAACAGCAGCCGGUGCCACGACUGCAGCAGCAACAACCGCAGCCGGUGCCACAACAGCCGCAGCAACAACCGCAGCAGGGGCCACGACUGCAGCAGCAACAACCGCAGCCGGUGCCACUACAGUCGCAGCAACAACCGCAGCAGGGGCCACGACUGCAGCAGCAACAACCGCAGCCGGUGCCACUACAGCCGCAGCAACACCAGCAGCUGGUGCCACUACAGCCGCAGCAACAACCGCAGCCGGGGCCACGACUGCAGCAGCAACAACCGCAGCCGGUACCACGACUGCAGCAGCAACAACCACAGCCGGUGCCACUACAGCCGCAGCAACAACAGCAGCCGGUGCCACUACAGCCGCAGCAACAACCGCAGCCGGGGCCACAACUGCAGCAGCAACAACCGCAGCCGGUACCACGACUGCAGCAGCAACAACCGCAGCCGGUGCCACUACAGCCGCAGCAACAACAGCAGCCGGGGCCACAACUGCAGCUGAUGCCACUACAGCCACAGCAGCAACAGCAGGCAGUGCCACGACCACAGCGGCAACAACUGCAGCCGGAGCCACAACUGCAGCUGGAGCCACAACUGCAGCUGGUGCCACAACCGCUGCAGCAACAACAGCAGCUGGUGCAACAACUGCCGCGGCAACAACUGCAGGUGCAACAACAGCAUCCGGUGCCACAACCGCAGCGGCAACAACAGCAGCUGGUGCCACGACUGCAGCAGCAACAACCGCAGCCGGUGCCACAACAGCCGCAGCAACAACCGCAGCAGGGGCCACGACUGCAGCAGCAACAACCGCAGCCGGUGCCACUACAGCCGCAGCAACAACCGCAGCCGGUGCCACUACAGCCGCAGCAACAACAGCAGCCGGUGCCACUACAGCCACAGCAACAACCGCAGCUGGGGCCACAACUGCAGCAGCAACAACCGCAGCCGGUGCAACAACCGCAGCCAGGGCCACAACCGCAGGUGCAACAACAGCAGCCGGGGCCACAACUGCAGCCGGUGCCACAACCGCCACAGCGACAACAGCAGCUGGAGCCACAACUGCAGCUGGUGCCACAACCACAGCAGCAACAACUGCAGCCGGGGCCACAACCACAGCGGUAACAACUGCAGCUGGGGCCACAACUGCAGCUGGUGCCACAACCACAGCGGCAACAACUGCAGCC
Molecule: messenger RNA, 1241 nt
Organism: Myripristis murdjan (pinecone soldierfish)
Lineage: Eukaryota; Metazoa; Chordata; Actinopteri; Holocentriformes; Holocentridae
Product: putative mediator of RNA polymerase II transcription subunit 26
Exons: 4
Coding region: 1-1179 (392 amino acids)
Source: RefSeq, a predicted model, not a curated record